AUUUCUCUGCUUCUGCAGUUUUCAGGAAGUUCACUUUCUCAGUUUCGGAGACGUAGAGAUGAGAGCUCCGCCAGGGGGUGGUGGCGGUCGUGGGUUCAGAGCGGGCAGGGAUGAUGGAGGCAGAGGGAGAGGAAGAGGCGGUUGGAGCGCCAUGAAAUCCCGAGGAGGUGGGCGUAGUGGUGGUCGCGGUGAAGGAAGAAGCGGCCGUGGAGGUAAACGAGGAAUGAAAGGUGGGAGCAAGGUUGUUGUUGAGCCACACAGACACGAGGGAGUGUUUGUUGCUAAGGGAAAAGAGGAUGCUCGUGUUACUAAGAAUUUGGUUCCUGGUGAGGCUGUCUACAAUGAGAAGAGGAUCUCUGUGCAGAAUGAAGAUGGAAGUAAAGUGGAGUACAGGGUAUGGAAUCCUUUCCGUUCAAAGUUGGCAGCUGCAAUUCUUGGUGGUGUUGACAAUAUAUGGAUUAAACCUGGUGCUAAAGUUCUAUACCUUGGAGCUGCCUCUGGGACCACAGUCUCUCAUGUGUCUGACGUUGUUGGCCCUGUAAUGGAGUUUUCACAUAGAAGUGGAAGAGACUUGGUUAACAUGGCAAAGAAGAGAACAAUGUUAUACCCAUUAUUGAGGAUUCUAGGCAUCCAGCCAAGUAUUGAAUGCUAGUUGGCAUGGUGGAUGUUCUAUUUUCUGAUGUUGCUCAACCUGAUCAGGUUUUCUUUUUGUGUAUUGUGUUGUUCUUUGCUUUUUUAUUUAAUGUUUAACUAACAAUGAGUGGACCUACAGUAAUACACAAUCUUUUUACUUAUAUUUUGCUUCCUACUCAGUGGUUUAAUUUCUUCUUGAAUGUUUAUCCUUAUUUGACAGUUUUGUUCUUCUCGAAGCUGGUGGUAGAUGAGCAUUAUAUUUAAUGUUUUAUUUUCUCCAUCAAUGUUUUUGCAAAGAUUUAUCUUAUUGCAUAUGAUGAUUUCUUGCUCGGAUUCCCCUUCAAGACACAUAAUGGGUGAUGCAAACUUGAGCUUCUGAUGCAAUACUAAAUACUCCUGUCUACUUCUUUUAUUCUUGCUAGUAACAAAGGUUUAUCAACAUGAACUUUUUAUGAGAAAUUUGUCAUGGAUUUUUUUAUUAUGUUCUUAAUGAUACACAUUACCAUUUGUCAAGAGUUUAAUAUAUUCCUAAUAGUACUUACUGGAGAUUUUGGUUGCCAGAAUCUAGGUCUUCUUACUUUUCUCAUUUAAAUUCGACCUACGUUUUUCAUGGUCUUCUUAUAACUAGUUUACAAUUUAUAUCUGAUUGUUUCAUCUCCGAGUCUCUGAUGCUCUUUUGAAACUGUGUUUGUGAUUAUUGGUGAUGCUUUUGCGUUGCAAUCCACAAUCUAGCUUUUCCUUUUUAAGAAAAUAGAGUAAUAAUUUGAAAUCCUGGCCAUGAAUCUGUUGCAUCAGUUUUUUUACCCAUCUUCAUAAUGAUCUUUUAUGAAUGGAUGAUUUGUAAAUGUGCCUAACCAACCUCAUCUCUUUCCUUUCCUUCUAACUUUCAUGGUAGUUGGUGUUCACUUCAGAUCAAGCCUAUUGUCAUAGGUUUUGAUUGUUUGUUUACCUUUUUGCCCUAUCGAAUUUCAUUUUUUAUCCAGCUUUGUUCUGAGUCUUAGAUGAACUAAUGUUGGGGUCUUGUUUUCCAUCCUCUUCUGGUUUUCUUCUAACCUCUCUGAGAUAUGUUUUAUCAUGAAAUUAUUUUCAGGCUAGGAUUUUGGCCCUGAAUGCAUCCUACUUUUUGAAGUCUGGAGGCCAUUUUGUCAUUUCAAUUAAAGGCAAACUGCAUAGACUCCACCGUGCCAGCCGAGCAUGUGUUCCUGAGUGAAGUGAACAAGCUGAGACGAGCAGUUCAAACCAUUCGAAUAGGUCACCCUUGAGCCUUUCGAGUGAGACCAUGCUUGUGUUGUCGGUGGCUACCGACUGCCAAAGAAGCAGAGAGACGCUGCUGCUUGGUUAUAUUGUAGGCUCUCUAGAAGCCGGUUGCGAUAUUUAAGGUUAAGGAAUGUCAGAGACAGAGUUAGGCGAUUCAACUUUAAUUUCACAUUUUUCUUUAUAGAUCAGUCUAAAAUUUGCAACUGUUUAGUUAGGCCAUUCAACUUUAAUGUCACAUUUAGUUUUGAUCCUAUACUGACAUGGUAAUUGUAAGCAAUUAGGUAAAAGAAAGAAAUGGAAGGACAGACGGGGACACCUGGUGGGAAGAGAUUAUGGGAGUUAGCCUGGUUGUUCUAGGUAGGGGAUUAAUGGGGAAAGUCAUACUUAACGAUUAUGUCAACUGAUUGACAUUAUGGAUUUUGUUUACAAUCUUCAGUGUAUUUGAAAUGUUAUUAUUGCUACGUCUUGAGAUUUCUUUGUGGUGUUGUGCUUAUGUAAUGGGGUUGUAAUUUAGGAAUUGGCUUACCCCUUGACUAAGGUUCGUGCGUUAGUCCGACACUUAACUCCCCAGCUUUUUUCUACUUUUCGUAACAAGCUUCAUUUUAUAGCAAUGAUGUCAAGAUGGCCGAGUUGGUCUAAGGCGCCAGUUUCAGGUACUGGUCCGAAAGGGCAUGGGUUCGAAUCCCAUUCUUGACAAUUGCUUCAAAUUUUGUUUUAGUGUUUCAAAUAAGGGAUUGAGAAAAAU
Molecule: messenger RNA, 2635 nt
Organism: Rubroshorea leprosula
Lineage: Eukaryota; Viridiplantae; Streptophyta; Magnoliopsida; Malvales; Dipterocarpaceae
Source: the annotation of a GenBank genome assembly